Molecule: messenger RNA, 3440 nt
Organism: Ipomoea nil (Japanese morning glory)
Lineage: Eukaryota; Viridiplantae; Streptophyta; Magnoliopsida; Solanales; Convolvulaceae
Product: ribosome-binding protein 1-like
Exons: 2
Source: RefSeq, a predicted model, not a curated record
GACGGACAAAAGCCAAAACCGGAAGGGACAGCGGACGAGAGAACGCGGAAGAAGCGGGACAAGAGGGCCAAGGAGAGGCGAGGCAAAGCCGGGGAGGAGACAAGAGGGCCGAAGAGCCGAAAGGGGGCACGGCCAAAGAAAGAGGGGGAAACGCGCAGCAGAGGGGCGAAGGAGAGGAACAAGAAAAAGACAAGAAGCGCACAAGCGCCAGGAAGAAGGGGGAAGAGGGCAAAAGGCGCGCAAAGGAAAGGGGGGCAGACAGGGAAGCGCGAAGGAGCAAAGGGCGGGGAGAGAGGAGGGAGCGGGGCAAAAAGAGGAGCCAAAAAGAAAGGAAGCGCAAAAGCCGACGAGGCGGACCAGCGGCAGGGGAGAGGAAGGGGACGGCGAGGCGCGAGCACCGAGAGCGAAGAAGGGGGCAACAGACAAAGGAGGGAGGGAGCGAAAAGCAGAGGAGGGCGAAAGGAAGGCCAAAGAGGAGGAGGGCAGGAAGCGCGAAAGGCGGCGCGAAACCGAACAACCGGCAACCGCCAGGGCAGGAGAAAAGAAGGGGAGGGAGGACGGACGAACAAGGGGCGCGGGGGGAAAAAAGGAAAAGGGGAGGCGAAAAGGAGACAACAAAAAGGCGGCGCGGGGAAAAGGCAGCGCGCGCAGAACACAAGAAGAAAAAGGCGAAGAAAAAAGGAGGGGGGCGACAAGGGCCGCAAACCCGGACAGGGGAAAAGAAAGGGGCCGGAGCCGAGCGGGAGCAAGGAGCAAGGCAAAAAGGGGGAAGCGACGCCGAACAAAGCCGAAAGCAAAAGGGGCAAGCGCGACAAAAGAAAAGCGCGCGGGAGCAACGAACCAAACGAAAAGGAGGAGGCGGAGGAGGCAGCAGCAAGCGAGGAAAGGGCAGGCGGAGGAGGAGACGCGCGAAGAGGCAAGGCAAGGGAGGGGAGGACAAGGGAAGAGGGGCGGAGGGCGCGGGAAGCAGAGGAAGAAGAGGGAACAGCGAAGGCGGGCAAGGGGAAGGCGGCGGGGGCGGGAAGCGAGGACAAGCGAAGGCGAGAAGGGCAAGAGAGGAGGCGCACGCAGCCGCAACGCAAGGAGCGCAAGAAGAGGCGAAGGCGGAAAAAGAAAAAGAAGGAGAAAAAGGGCAAGAGGCGGGACGGGAAGGGAGGAAAGGGAAGAAGGAAAAGAGGCAGCGGCAAGAAGAGGGGAAAAGGAGAGAGAGGGGAGAGAACAGAAGCGGAGAGCGACGAGGGCGACGGGCACGAAGGCGGCGAAAAGGAGAGAGAAAAGGGGGAGCAGGCAAAAGCCAGCAGGAGAGAGAACGGAAGGGGGAGGACGCCACAGGGGCGCAAACCCCGCAAAAGCGGACGAAGGCGACGACGACGGGAAAGAAAAGGGCAAGGGGGGAAAAGGGGGAAAAUAGGACGCAGGGCAAAGGGUGGCAAAAGGAGGGAAGGACAAAAGGAGGGGCACGAGCAAGAAAAAGGGGGGAAGAGGGAAGAGGGGCGGGGCGGGAAGGCGGAAAAGGGAAGGGGGGAGCACGAGGCAAGGGGGGGGAAAGGCGAGCGGGGAGAAGGGGCGAAAGAGAAGGGCCGAAGCAAAAAGGAGCGCACAAAGGAGAGGGGGCGGAGCGGGAAAAAACGAAAAGAAGAGGGAGGGGGGGAGGGGAGCACAAGCAAAGAGGCAGGGGGCGGAAGGGCCAGAAAGGCGAAGGAAGCGAAGGGGGAAGGGCACAGAAAGCGCAACCACGGAAACGGCAAGACGAGCAAGCAGCGGGCAAAGAAGAAGCGAGGAGAAGGCGGGCCAGAGAGGAGCGGCAAGAAGGACCAAGGGGGGAGGCAGGCCAACGCGGAAAGCAAAGCAAAGCAGCAGAGGAGCGAGAAAGGGGAGAAAACCAAAGAGGGGGGAGGGGCAGAGGGGGAGGCAAAGGGGGGAGGCAGAGGAAGGAGAAAGGGCAGCGAAAAGCGGGGAGGAGCGGGCAGAGGAAGGAAGGGGGCGAGGAGAGGCAGCGACCAGCAAAGGGGCAGAGGGGGGAAGAAAAGAGCAAGGGGGGGGAAGAAGCCAGACACGGGGAGGGGAGGAAAAAGCACAGAGCAAAAGGAGGCACGGGACGAAGAAAGGGCACAAAAGGGGAACAAGGGGCAGAGGAGGGGGGGAGACGAAGGAGACGGGGGGAGAGGAGGGGGGGCAGGGAAGGGAGGAGGGGGAAAGGAAGGCGCGAGAAAAGCCCAGCCCGCAGCAGAAGAAGGGGAAAGGCGGGGAAGAAGAAGGGGGGAGGGAGGCCGCACGGGGGAAGGAGAGGCAGGACGGGGGCCAAGGAGGGAGCAAGGGGAGGGGGAAGGGGGGGGCAAGGCAAAAGGAAGGAAGGGGGAAAGGCGAACCAACGCGCCAGGACACAACAAAGGGAGCCACCCAGGACCAGGCACCCAGGGGAACCAGAGGGAAGAGGGCGCAAAAAGCACCCGCCAGAAGGAAGGAGGGGGAAGAGGCAGGAAGGCGGGAAAACAAGAGCAGCGACCAGGGAAGCAGGGGGCACGGGGAGCGAGCGCAGAGGGAACCAAAAGAAAGGGACGAAGCGCGCAAGGAGCCGGAGGGGAGAAAGGCGAGGCAAGAGGAGCGCGAGCAAGGCAAAAGAAAGGAGGGGGGGAACGGGGGCCAAGACCGCGGCGAACCACAAGGGGGGAGGAACCAAAGGGGGCGGCCGGAACAAAGCAAACGAAGAAGGCGGGAGGGGGAGGAAGAAAGCAAGGCGCGGGGCAAAAGGAGACGCGCAAGAAGAAGGAAGAGAGGGGGAGGAAACGGGGCACCGGGGGCCGACGGGAAGCAAGCAGAAGGGGCCGAGCCGACGCCGCACACAAAGAGGGCACCGGGGAGCAAAGGGACGGGAAAAAAGCGCAGGCGGGAAGGGGCGACGCGAAGAAGAAGGGGAGGGCGAACAACCCCAGGGGGGAGGGAAAAGGCGAAGGGGAGAAAGGCGACAAACGGAAAAAGGCAGGGGAGGGGGGAAACAAGCACCGAGAGCGGGGGAGGAGACGGGGGCAAGGGGCGGGAGAAGCGGGGAGGCACCAAAGGCCGGGGGACAAAACGCGAGGGAGAAGGCAAGAGGGGAGCAGAGGGGAGGAGGGCAAAGAGAGGGGGGAGGAGAGGAGGGGGGGAAGCACGAACAAGGCGGGGGGGAGAAAGGGGCGAAGCGGAGGGCAGAAGAAAGGCGAAAGGAGCAGGAGGGGGGAAGGGAAGGACGGCGGGGGCGGACAAGGCAAACAACGGAAAGAAGGAGGAGGCAGCAAGCAAGCAAAGGACACCCGCGACGGGAGAAAGAAGGGGGCCGGGAGGGAAAAGCAGCGAGCAAAAGGCCAAGGAGCACAGCAAGAAGGCGAGACAAAGAGGAAGAGGGAAAGGAGGGCGAGCAAACAAAAGAGAGAGGAAGGAGGGGGGCGCGGCGAGAGCGGACG